Acanthopagrus latus (yellowfin seabream) is the source of this 7190-nucleotide messenger RNA. It is a transcript of the gene ankrd12, whose product is annotated as ankyrin repeat domain 12. Bases 251 to 6094 code for a protein of 1947 amino acids. The record is from RefSeq and is a predicted model, not a curated record. Gene Ontology annotation, molecular function: protein binding. NCBI's taxonomy places the organism in Eukaryota, Metazoa, Chordata, Actinopteri, Spariformes, Sparidae. Gene Ontology annotation, cellular component: nucleoplasm. The transcript is spliced from 13 exons.
UGCAUGUUUUGCUGGGCUUUUCACCGAGAGGACGGGCGACGAACGGCUGGGAUGUUUUCAAACCGAGCGAUGAACGUCACACAGCCGUAGGCUACGGUUAACGUCCAAUAUUUAGGAAAUAACUGUUUAUAUUGCGCAAUAUUCAUAUAUAGCUGGAGCUGAAUGAGUCGGUGGGAGCCUGUAACCCAGUGAAAAGGUGCAUGAUGAACCUACUGUGCUGUAGCUGUCACAGCUAGUCAGGUGCCACACCAUGGCCAAACCUGGGAGCGACAGAGAUGGAGCCAUGGUGGAUAAGCAGGCGGGGAAGAAGAGCAAAGACAAGUUGUCCCCUUUCACCAAAACUCCGAAGCUGGACCGGAGUGAAUUGCUGGGAAAGGAAGGGAAAGCCAAGUCUUCCAUGAAGCGCAAGCUCUCCUUCACUACCAGUCCGCUCCGGACUGAGGAGCGAGACUCUGACACCGAUGACUCAGACCCAGGCCAGUCGAGUGAGACCUGGGGAGAGAGAUUAGUGCCUCCCUGCAGGAUAUACGCAGAUAAAGAUGGACCAGACAAGAAGAAGGUGAAAAAGGAGGCUGGGGGAAAGAAGUCCCAGGCCAACCUUUUGUUUGGGUAUCCUCUGUCAGAGCGCAAACAGAUGGCUCUGCUAAUGCAGAUGACUGCCAACAGUCCAGACUCAACUCCCAGUCACCCCUCACAAACGACACCCGUGCAGAAGAAAGUCCCCAGUAGCGCCUCGUCUCGACAGAAGGACAAGGUCAACAAGAGGAAUGAGCGAGGGGAGACUCCCCUUCACAUGGCUGCCAUCCGGGGAGACGCCAAACAAGUUAAAGAGCUCAUUAGCCUGGGAGCUGAUGUCAACGUCAAAGACUUUGCAGGUUGGACUCCUCUUCAUGAAGCCUGUAAUCUGGGCUACUACGAUGUGGCCAAGGUCUUAAUAGCAGCAGGUGCAGAGGUGAACACGCAGGGGCUGGAUGAUGAUACGCCACUCCAUGAUGCCUCAAGCAGUGGACACAAAGAUAUUGUGAAACUGCUACUGCGACAUGGUGGUAACGCCUUCCAGGCAAACAAGCGUGGCGAGCGCCCGGUGGACGUGGCUGACUCUCAGGAGCUGGAACAGCUAUUAAAGGGAGAGGUGCCACUGUCGGACCAAGACGACAGUUCUUCAGAGUCUGAAGACCCACCAUCUGUCAAUCCAUCCAGUGUUGAUGACAACAUGGACGACUCUGAUACUGAAAAGGACUCAGAUGGCAAACUGGCCACAAAAGCGUCGUCAUCCAUGCCAGGACUGGAUGAGUACGAGUUUAAGGAUGAGGAAGAAGAGGAGGAUCUCAGUAAGGCCCUGAAUGACAGACACAUCCUCCGGAGGGAACUACGGCAGCGGGAGAAGGAGGAAAAAGAUAGAAAUCAUGUGGCAGGAAAGCAGAGCAGCAAAGGGGAUUCCUCCUCCAAGUCCAAGAAGCAGAAGACACCCCGUGUCCCCUGCAGCUCUGAUACCUCUAGCGAUGAAAUGGAGAGCCUUCCAGAGAAACGGAGUUCCCCCACUUGCUCUCAGAGCUCAGAAAGCAUCAAGGUGGACACAAGGUCUAAAAAGGAGGCUGCUGAGCAAAAGGACAAGGGCAAAGUCAAGAGGAAGAGUAAAAGCCAGAAUAAAAACAAGGAAAACCAAGAGGAUGGGAAAGAGAAUAGCAAAACAUUGGUCCUCUCUCUUGCAACAGUGUCCGAGAGCUCAGAAAAGGGUCGGGAGGAAGACUCAUUCAAGAUGUCUUUCAGUCCUAAAGAUGACUCAUCCGUCCACCUCUUCCAUUUGUCAUCCAUAAAGUCUCCAAAACUGAACCACAGCCUGACAGAUAAACAAACACCACUCAAACAGGAAAAUACUAAGAUGUGCAUUUCCAUCAGUGACAGCUCAUGUCCGGUGGACAGUGUCAAAUACAACCACUACGCAGACGCAGACUACUGCACUGAAGGUUCCAGCACCAAGGGGUGCAAGCACAAGGAAAAGAGCAAACACCAACAAAAAGACCCCAGUGUAGAUGGGGACGACGGUCAUUCAAGUCCUUACAAAGACGGUAGCAUAGGAAACAGUAUAGACAGUGCUGAAGGUGCCUUACGGAAGAGUGACUUGGAUGGCAAAGUAGUAAAGAAGCAUAAACUUAAACACAAGGAGAAAGACAAACACAGGCGGGAAUAUGAGGCAGAGCGGAGCCGACACAGGCAAAAAGAAGCCAGGAAAGACAGCCACAGGAAUUUGGAGUUUGACAGAGAGUUCUGGAAAGAAAAUUUUUUCAAAAGUGAUGAGACGGAUGAUUCUCUGCCAGUGAAAAAGGAAGGUGAAGACAACAGCUCACUUCAGAAGACCUCUGAUUCCUCUCCUGUCAAAGACGAGAGGAACACAAAGGAGAAACACUCAAGCAGCAAAGACAAGAGGCCGAGAGAGGACAGAGAAAAAGACAAGGCUGUGAAGAAAGAGCGGAAGGAGGCUGCUGGUAAAGAAGAGAAGGUAAAGGAUUCGAAGCUGAGUGAGCGUGACGAGAGAGUGGACUGCCACGGCUCAGGGCGGAUUCCUGAGGAGACGCUGCAAAGCAACAGCAUGAAAGAAGAGACAGAAGAGAAACCCAUAAGCGGGAUCACAGCUGAUCAAGAACAGCUGGAGCCCUCUGAAAAAGGCUCACGCGAGAAAACUGACAAGAGGAUCCCAGGAAAGGAGAAAGAUUCAGAAAAAAUGGAGAAAAGGCAUCCUGACAAGGAAAAAAAGGUGAAAACAGAGCACUCUGACAAAGCUGAACCACAGAAUUCAGUGGAUCGUUGGAAGGACAAAGAAAGAAUGGGAGCAAUUUCUUCCCACUCGCCUGGAGAUAAAAACUACAAAGAGAAUGAAAAGCUGAAAUCUUUAUCCACAACGAAAAAGCAUGAGGAAAGCAGAAAAAAUAAAGAUAAGUUUGAAAAACGGUCUGAUAGGGAGAGACAGGAUAGAGAGUAUAGUGUUGGGGAUCACAGGGAAAAGGAACGCACAAACUCUGAUAAGAAAGGAAAACUUCUGGAGAAGACUGCAGAUCAUAGUAAAUCUGAUCGUUCAAAAGAGAGAGACUGUGACAGGAAAAAGAGAGACAAAAUAAAAGAUGGGACCGCUUCCAAUCUGAAGUUACUAUUAGAAGAGAAGAAGAGCUACCUGUCGGAAAGCAGCAAGUCCUUAUCUAUGAAAUCUAAGGAGGAAGUUGUGAGAACACCAGACAAGGAUCGUGACCGGAGAGACCGGGACAGAGACUCAGAUAAACACAAGGACAAGGAUAAGGACCGGCACAAAGACCGCUCCCAGCAGGCCAAGAUCAGCAAAGCUAAACCCAACGAAACAGAUGCAGACAAGGCCAAAUCAAAAGCCUCGCCUGCAACACGAGACACUAAGCCCAAAGAGAAGAGGCUUGUGAAUGAUGACUUGAUGCAGACCAGCUUUGAGCGAAUGCUCAGCCUCAAGGACCAGGAAAUUGAGCAAUGGCAUCGCAAACACCUGGAGAAAAUCAAACAGAAAGAGCGGGAAAGACUUAAACAGCGGCCCCUAGCAGAUCCGGUGAAGUCCAAGCCUAAAGACCGAACUAAGACUGAACCAUGCUUAAGUAAAGAGCUCAUGCGCUCAAAAAGCUCUGAAUCAUCUGAUAUCCACAGCAGAGAUAAACCUUUGAAGGACGGCACUAGUCCCAGAACAAUGUCGCUUGAUGGGAAGAGCCUGCCCUCUAUCAGCGCAAAGGUCAUGUCAGCGGUGGAAAACUGUCUAACCAGAUCACCGAGGCCAGAGAGUGAACGCUGCGGCCUCAUGUCCAGGUCCGUGUCCCUGGUUUCUGUUGCCAGCUCAGAGGAUUCAUGUCAGGCGACAACAUUAACACCCAGACACGUUGAAUACGACUCUGACAUGAACAUGGAAGCCUCAGACUCUCAGCCUGCAUUCCUCCAGUCUUCCCUCGUCAUUCAAGCCACCAGAUCGCCGUCUGUUCACGAUAAAGAUUGCAACAGUCUUCCAGAUGUGCCGCAAAGUAAUCGGACGCUGCUGUCCGGCAGACAUGAAUCACCAUACCUCAGGGCUAUUCUGGACGAGGAUGCCAACUCAUCGACUGAAGUUAAAGCUGUUGAGAAUCUGCCAAAACCCAUCCAGCCUACAGAGGAGAUCAGACAAAGAGAGACCUCCACGGAAACAGAGGAGAGUCUCACGAGUCAACCAAGUACGAAUUCUGUCGCUGAUUUAGUCCCAGAGCAAGAGGAGGGUUUCCCACCCCAAGUGUCUAACAAAGACAAUGAGAGUAAUAACAUGACACAUCCAGAGUGUAGUGGCUCUCAAACCGGGUUAAUGGAGCAAAAAACUGAUCCUCUUGUUGUGAAGGACAUCCAGUGUCUGACAGAGAAUUCACAGGCAGAAUCUGAUGACAAAGACUCUGAUCAACCAUCAUUACCUACAGCUUGUGUAACUGAAGAGCUUUCAACGCUCACAAACACAAAAACCUUCCAGCAAAGGGAACCACUCACUGUUUCUGGUGGGGAGAGUGUGCAGCAGACAGAAUUGGGUACCUCACACGUUGCUGACAAUAAAGACAAACCUCUGGAGAGUUCUGAUCGAGCAGAACAGGAGAGCAUUGAAACCGUUUCAGAAAACUUCAGACCAGAGGCUGUUGGAAGUCCUGUCCCGUCCACCAGUUCGCACAUUCCCAGCUCCACUUCUGGGGAGUUGUUGCCAGGCUUUAGCAAGACGAGCUCAGAGCCUGAAUGUCCUCCAGAAGACAUGGAUAUAGAUAACCAAGACUGCAAGAAAUCAAGACCUUCCAGUGACGCUGCAGGCUCAUGUCUCGAUGCUCAGGUGGAGCAUAAGGACAGUAUGCCCUCGAGCCCUGAACACAAAACUGAAGAGGUGGCUGAUGUAGUGCAGAGCUCCGAGAACAACAGUGGUGCUGCUGUUUCUGCUCCAAUAGAGAGUUUAUCGGUUGAGGGCAGCCUGGCUACAGAGAGCUCCUCUGAAUAUAAAGCAGAGGCCAGCUCAGAGCCGAUGGAGGUGACCCCUGCUGAGGAGAAACCAGAGUCAUCUGGAGAGGAGCAGAGUCAAAGCGCCAUCCAGUCAGCAGCUCAGACUUACUCCAGCUGCAGCGGCAGCGGAAGCAGCAGCAGCAGUGCCUCAGGGAGCUCCUCGCCUCAAUCUGGAGACCGGGAUUCAGAUUCUUCAGGGGCUAAGGUCAAGGUUCGUUCUGCAGAUGAGGACAUAGACGUCCACGUGCCUCAUCCUCGCAAGAGAAAGAUGCCCAAAGUAUCGUCUUCCCAGUCCUGCUCAACAACGCAACAAGAGAAGGAGAGAGGCCAGCAGUCCCUGGCUGCUAUUGUGGACUCUGUGAAGCUGGAGGAGAUUCAACCCUACCAGACAGAGAGGGCCAACCCUUACUACGAGUUCCUGCACAUCAGGAAGAAGAUCGAGGAGAAGCGCAAAGUGUUGUGCAGUGUCACCCCACAACCACCACAGUAUUAUGACGAAUAUGUGACCUUCAACGGAUCCUACCUCUUAGAUGGGAACCCACUAAGCAAGCUCUGUAUACCAACAAUAACUCCACCUCCAUCAUUACCUGAGCAGCUAAAAGAGAUGUUCAAACAACAAGAGGUCGUCCGAAUGAAAUUACGACUACAGCACAGCAUUGAAAGGGAAAAGCUGAUUGUUUCAAAUGAACAGGAAGUCUUACGAGUCCAUUACCGGGCAGCAAGAACACUGGCCAAUCAGACUCUGCCUUUCAGUGCCUGUACAGUUUUAUUGGAUGCUGAAGUAUACAACAUGCCUCAAGAUGUCCAGAAUGAUGAUGGCAAGACGUCAGUGAGAGACAGAUUUAACGCCAGGCAGUUCAUGUCCUGGUUACAAGACGUUGAUGACAAGUUCGACAAAUUGAAGACGUGUCUUCUGAUGAGGCAGCAGCAUGAGGCGGCGGCCCUGAACGCUGUCCAGCGUCUGGAGUGGCAGCUCAAACUACAGGAGCUAGACCCGGCCACCUACAAGUCCACCAGUAUCUUCGAGAUCCCUGAGUUCUACAUACCACUCGUGGAGGUCAAUGACGACUUCGACCUCACUCCGAUAUGAGCCGCAGGACAGACGUGCUUUGCCACAGUGGUGGCCAUAUCACGGAUCCGAGAGGCAGCCCGCACAUUCAAGGAAAAGGAAAUGUGAAGCACUUAGAAUGUGGCGGUAAUACAGAAGAGCACUUAGAAAAGAGAUGAUUUAACUCCCGAGCUCUUGCAGUCCAAAACGGCACGCCCACCACGAGAACGGGGGAACGAGGACAGACUGUUCCUCGUACAGAGAAAAGGGGGGUCCAGGCCGCGGAGGAAGCCCAGGGAGCAGAGACCAAAAGCUGGGUGAGGCGGUGCAGGGAGCUGCAGCGAGACGCGACGUGUAGACGACAACCACCUGCUACUGCUCCUCAUCACGCAGGGUCACACAGCUGAAAGAAUUCAAUUGUUUUCAAAGUGAGUGUUCAUACAUUGUGUACAGACUGUGCUCUUAAUUUUUUAACUUAUUUUAUACAUAAACAAUUGUGCAUUUGUAAAUAGUCAUGUAAUUAUUAUUUUAAACCUGUAAAAACAAAAAAUAAUAGAUAUUUUGAUUGUAAACUUGUUCCGUCUCAUGUUUUAAUGGACCAAAGUUUGUUUUUAUAUCGAGUGUCCUCUUCGUCCGUGAUGUUCUCGUUGUUGUUGGCUUAAACUCUUAAGCAUGUGUUGGCUUUUGUUGUGUUUUUUGUUUUUACUGUUUUCUCUUCCUUCCUCAUCUGGAGCUCCACGCCACAGCUGGUGUUUUUUGACUUUGGCAAUUAAAUGCUGUGCAUGCGUUGCGUUGUUUGUACUUUUUUCCUAAAAAGCUGUACUGUGGACAUAAUUGUGAGGUUUACUGAAGUGUUCCAGCUUUUUUUGCGCCAUUGUGUUUCUGUCCUUUUUGCGGCCUCACUCCUCAUGUGUUGUCCAUUGUGUCUCGCGCACAUUAAAGUCUGUUGUGGCUUCCAAGGAAAAAAAAAACAACUUUUACAGUUUCAGUGUGAGAUCACAACAAAACCUAUUUUUUCAACAUAAUGCCUUUUGAACGAUAGUUCUAAAAAAUGUCUAUUUUAAUAUUUACUUGUUACAUGACUUGUACAUAUUUGUAAUAUAUAAUUGAAUAAAUUUUAUUUGUUGUGAAAUUAAAA